AUGGCUUCCUAUCUCGUAACCGGCUCCUCACGGGGUCUCGGAUUAGCGCUGGUCGCUCGUCUGGCAACCUUGCCCAAGACUGAAGUGGGAACGAUCAUUGCCACCGCUCGCCAGGACAACUCUGCUCCACUCACGGAGAUUGUGAAUGCUUCAUCGGGUCGAGUGCAGAUGCUCAAGCUGGAUGUCACGGAGAUCGCCAGCGUGGAAGGAGCAGUUGGAGCAGCAGAGCGCAGCCUGCAAGGCGCAGACCGCGCAGAUCAGUAUGAUGGGAACGAGAUCCCUUGGUAA
Messenger RNA from Penicillium canescens, 288 nucleotides. RefSeq lists its product as uncharacterized. Bases 1 to 288 code for a protein of 95 amino acids. The record is from RefSeq and is a predicted model, not a curated record. Gene Ontology annotation, molecular function: oxidoreductase activity, acting on the CH-OH group of donors, NAD or NADP as acceptor. The transcript has a single exon. NCBI's taxonomy places the organism in Eukaryota, Fungi, Ascomycota, Eurotiomycetes, Eurotiales, Aspergillaceae.